Molecule: messenger RNA, 885 nt
Organism: Pochonia chlamydosporia 170
Lineage: Eukaryota; Fungi; Ascomycota; Sordariomycetes; Hypocreales; Clavicipitaceae
Exons: 2
Coding region: 1-885 (294 amino acids)
Source: RefSeq, a predicted model, not a curated record
AUGGUUUUAAUUUUGGCUGCCACUCAGGCUGCAGGCUCCAAAGGUUUCCGUUUAUUUUUAAUACUUUCGCGCAAAGUGUGUUGGACCAUACCACUUAUUGUUUUGCAGCUUGUCAUGCCCUCGUUCUCGGCCCAGCAAUUUGUGGACUACUCCAUACUUCUUCUGAGGGAUAAGAGGGACAAGAGGGACAAGAGGCUGCAGACGCCAUCUCAACCUGGGAUGGGCCUUGCCCAGCAAAAGCAACCAGUUGACUAUUCGUGGCUUAGUUACCCAAUAGCUUGGGCUAGCCAGGUCGCUAUCAUGCCCACGAGCGAAAUCUCAGACACUGGUUGCUAUAUCUGUCGCGAAUAUCGUGAAGUAGAUGCGUCCAACAGAGGGAACCAAUGCAGACUCAGGAGUCGGGACAUCCGCAAGACCAUCUGCCAGUUGACGGCUUGCAUCGCGAAUUGCUACUCAUCCCCAGCAGACACAAAUAAGCAAAUUAACUGGGACCAUUGCAACGACGGAGUCAAGAUGGCUUUUGCACCGGAAUCCGGUACUGCCUCCUUUAGUUUGUAUUCAACGCCAUGUGUUACCACGCGCAAACACUCGGCACCUCGACCUGCUGUGCUCCAGGCACAAGAGACAAGACCCAACAACUUUGAUAAAAGCAAACGCCAUCGAGCUUGUGGCGUCCAUCUCCAUCAGCAAUCACAAAGAAAGCUGAGGAAAACCCAGGCACAACCACCACAUUUGCACCUGGAUCCUUGCUCCUCCAGUUGCAGCCCAGAUCUUCCCUCCUGGUGCUGGCACCCUCGCAGUUGGUGCCAACAGACUGCCACAUCCCGCUUCUGCUCCGGCUCGCUCCACACGCCACCCAUCGCCAUCAACAUGGGAGUUGAUUAG